UGGGGUGGAGAGAGAGCCCGCACCCGCACCUGGGGAGGAGAGAGAUCUCGCAUCUGCACCUGAGGGAGGAGAGAGCCCGGAUCCACACCUGGGGCAGGAAAGAGAGCCCGCAACCACAGCUGGAGCAGGACAGAGCCCGCAUCCGCACCUGGCGCGGGAGCGUAGCCCCGCAUCCGCAGUUGGGGCAGGAGAGAGAUCCCGCAUCCGCACCUGGGGCAGGACAGAGCCCACAUUCGCGCUGGGCAGCGCCCGCAGCCGCCCUGCUCCGUCUCCAGCAUGAGCGGCCGCGCCGGGGGAGCCGCGGGGCUCUGCCCCGGCCACGGAUGAGGUCUCUCCUAUGGACGUUGAACUCCCAGCUGCCUGUGCCUGCUGCCUGUGAUGGAAGAGCUUGAUGUGAAUGUGAGUUCGAGUGAGGGCUUCGGCAUCGCGGAGAAGAUCGUGCUGCUCUCCUUCAUCUCCGCCGUCAUCCUGAUGGCCAUCCUGGGCAACCUGCUGGUCAUGGUGGCCGUGUGCCGGGACAGGCAGCUCAGGAAAAUCAAGACCAACUAUUUCAUCGUUUCCCUGGCCUUUGCUGACCUGCUGGUGUCGGUGCUGGUGAUGCCCUUUGGAGCCAUGGAGCUGGUUCAGGACAACUGGAUCUACGGAGAGAUGUUCUGCCUGGUGCGCACCUCCCUGGACGUGCUGCUGACCACGGCGUCCAUCCUGCACCUCUGCUGCAUCUCCCUGGACAGGUACUAUGCCAUCUGCUGCCAGCCCCUGGUGUACAGGAACAAGAUGACCCCGCUGCGCAUCACGCUGAUGCUGGGGGGCUGCUGGGUGAUCCCGACCUUCAUCUCCUUCCUCCCCAUCAUGCAGGGCUGGAACAGCAUUGGCAUCAUUGAUCUGAUCCAGCAAAGACAAUUCAACAAGGCCUCCAACUCCACCUACUGCAUCUUCAUGGUGAACAAGCCCUACGCCAUCACCUGCUCCGUGGUGGCCUUCUACAUCCCCUUCCUGCUGAUGGUGCUGGCCUACCACCGCAUCUACGUGACGGCGCGGGCGCACGCGCGGCAGAUCCGCCUGCUGCAGCGCGCGGGGAACCUGGCCGAGCCCCGCCCUCAGGAGCCACGGCAGCACGCCCCCGACCAGCACAGCAGCCACCGCAUGAAAACCGAGACCAAAGCUGCCAAGACCCUGUGCAUCAUCAUGGGCUGCUUCUGCCUCUGCUGGGCCCCCUUCUUCGUCACCAACAUCGUGGAUCCCUUCAUUAACUACACGGUGCCCGGCAAGCUGUGGACGGCCUUCCUGUGGCUGGGCUACAUCAACUCGGGCUUGAACCCUUUCCUCUACGCCUUCCUCAACAAGGCUUUCAGACGUGCCUUCCUCAUCAUCCUCUGCUGCGGCGACGAGCGCUACCGAAGGCCUUCCAUCCUGGGCCAGACCGUGCCCUGCUCCACCACCACCAUCAACGGCUCCACGCACGUGCUGAGGUACACGGUUUUACACAACGGGCACCACCAGGAACAAGAGAAGCUUCCCAUCCACACUGACCCUGAAUCCCAAGAGUCCUGUUUCUAGUCCUGGCCCAGAAGAGGAGGAACAGAGGCCUUUGAGGAUAUCCCAAGGAUUCACAGACAGCAGGACCUGAACAUCCAUCCCUCUGCAUUGUCCUGGUGCCUCCUGCAGUGAAUUCCCAGGAAUGCCCAGCUGUGGGAGCUGGCUGGGAGCAUGGGCAGGGCCAGGACUGCUGUCCCUGUCCCUGCAGGAGCAGCUGGAGCUGUGCCAGAGCCCUGCUCCAGGACCAAAACAGCUCCA
Molecule: messenger RNA, 1794 nt
Organism: Passer montanus (Eurasian tree sparrow)
Lineage: Eukaryota; Metazoa; Chordata; Aves; Passeriformes; Passeridae
Gene: HTR4
Product: 5-hydroxytryptamine receptor 4
Exons: 8
Coding region: 379-1557 (392 amino acids)
Biological process (GO): adenylate cyclase-activating adrenergic receptor signaling pathway; regulation of appetite; chemical synaptic transmission
Cellular component (GO): plasma membrane
Molecular function (GO): G protein-coupled serotonin receptor activity
Source: RefSeq, a predicted model, not a curated record